AUGAAUCAAGAAAUCUACGAAGAACUUCCCUUCGCAAGAACUUUGAUAACCGACACUAAAGGUGAAUCAAUAUUUCAUAUUUUGAAGGAUUACUUCAUUGAAAAAGCAAUUCCUUUAUCAAAUAUAAUAUCAGUAGCUACAGAUGGAGCACGUGCCAUGGUUGGACGUUAUCGUGGAUUUAUAAGCUAUUUAAAACAAAAUGUGUCAGGGGUGUUAGCAACACAUUCCGUCAUCUAUCGACAACAUUUAGUUGCUAAAAAUUUGAGUGUUAGAUUGCAUGAAUCACUUCAUUUAGUCAUUGAUGCAGUAAACCGAAUCCGAAGCAACGCGUUGAAUACGCGGUUAUUUGGCUGCCGAAAGGCUUAUACUAUUUUAGAAUUUCUGGAUACUAAAGAUAAAAUUUUAAAAGAAAAUUUAAUGAAGAGGAAAACAGACAUCACCUAUUUAACAGAUUUGUUUACAAAAUUUAAUAUGACAAGCUGCCAGGAAGAUGACGUUUCAACUUACGUUCAACAUUUAAACGCCCUCUAUUCAGAUUUUGAAUCUAGGUUUGAGGAUAUUUUGACUAUGGUAAUACCACCGUGGAUAAUUAAUCCAUAUGGUGACAUAGAAGAAAUGAGUGUCAUAAUACAAGAGGAGAGUACAAACGAAGAACUUAAGGUUCAGUUUAAAAACGGAUAUCAGCAAUUCUGGCUGCAAAACAACAUACCCGUUACUUAUCCCACAAAUGGCUUUCAGAAUAGGUUGAAAUCAUGUAAAUGA
This is a messenger RNA of Acanthoscelides obtectus, 762 nucleotides long. Lineage: Eukaryota; Metazoa; Arthropoda; Insecta; Coleoptera; Chrysomelidae. The record is from the annotation of a GenBank genome assembly.